This is a messenger RNA of Fraxinus pennsylvanica, 3273 nucleotides long. NCBI's taxonomy places the organism in Eukaryota, Viridiplantae, Streptophyta, Magnoliopsida, Lamiales, Oleaceae. The record is from the annotation of a GenBank genome assembly.
AUGGCGAAUUCUCUCUCUCCUCAUGCCAGGAAAUCAUUUGAGAGAAUUCCUUGCCUUUCAGGUCUGUCAGCUUACGCGUGUUUGGCAAAGCCUCUAAAGCCUCAAUAUAAUGGAGGAAUAGUUUCGAACCCAGAAUUCGAAUAUGGAUUAAAUGGCUGGAAAAAAUUUGGAAAUGGAACAGUGGAACAUAAAACAUCCCCUGAGGGCAACAAGUACAUAUCUGCUUCUCAAAGAAUUUUACCUUUCGACAGUUUUUCACAAACUUUUGACUUGAAGCAGGAUCAUCUCUACUCAUUCUCUGCAUGGUUGCAGGUAAGCCAUGGAGAAGAUGUUUAUAUAGCUGCUAUGUUCAAGACGAAAACAGAAAUUAGAACUGCUGGAUGGGUUAUAGCCAGGCAUGGUUGUUGGACCAUGCUUAAGGGUGGCUUUAAUAUGAAUAUUUCUACCCCUGCCGAAUUCUAUUUCGAGACAAAAAAUACAACGAUUGACAUAUGGGUAGACAAUGUUUCUCUACAACCAUUUACCCUGAAAGAAUGGAAGCUUCAUCAAUAUCAAAACAUUGAGAAGAAACGCAAGAGCCAAGUGAAAUUUCAAGUUACUGAUUUCGAGGACAAUCCCAUAGCUAAUGCAAAAAUCUCCCUAGAGCAGGUUGAACAGGCAUUUCCAUUCGGCAAUGCAGUGAGUGAGGCCAUCAUAUACAACAAAGCCUAUCAGUCUUGGUUCGCCUCCAGGUUCAAGUACACAGUAUUUGAGAAUGAAAUGAAGUGGUAUUCUAAUGAGAAAUAUUCUCGUCAAGAAAACUAUUCUAUCCCUGAUGCCAUGCUCAACUUUGCCCAAAAACAUAAUAUUACAGUCCGUGGACACAACAUUCUUUGGAACGAUCCCAGGUUCACUCCCACGUGGGUAAAAAACCUUCCAAAACGCGAUCUACCAGAGGCUACUGAUAGGAGGAUAAAUUCUAUCGUGAGAAGAUACUCAGGAAAGGUAAUUCAUUGGGAUGUUAUCAAUGAAAAUAUGCAUUUCUCACAGUUUGAGGAUAAAAUGGGGAGAAAUGCAUCAACUGUUUUCUUGGAAAAGGCUUACAAACUUGAUAAAAAGGCAUUGCCAUUUUUGAAUGAGUUCAACACUAUUGAGAGGCCUAAAGACUCUUCAGCAACAGCAACUAAAUAUUUGGACAAAAUCAAACUGAUUAGAAAACAAGGUUAUCUUGGUCCUCUUGGAAUUGGAUUGGAAGGUCAUUUCGCGAUUCCAAAUCUCCCUUAUGUAAGAGCUUCCAUUGAUAUGCUUGCCGCUACAAAUUUGCCAAUUUGGAUUACAGAAUUGGAUGUUCAGCACACACAAAACGAGUCAGUGUACUUGGAUCAGGUUUUAAGAGAGCUCCACGCACACCCAGCGAUUCAAGGCAUAAUAAUGUGGGCAGCAUGGAGGCCCCCAAGGGGGUGCUGGAGAAUGUGUCUUACAGACAACGAUUUCAACAACUUGGCAACUGGUGAUGUGGUUGACAACAUAAUAAGGGAAUGGACGCACAAGGGUUUUGUGGGCACUACAGAUUCUGACGGUUACUUCUCAACUUCAUUGUUUCAUGGAGUUUACGAAGCCAGAAUUAGUCACUUUUCUGGGGAAAAAUCUGAGAAAAUUAAUGAAUGUUUGGCGAAGCCAGAAGAAGCACAUUAUGGUGGAGGGAUAGUUGUAAAUCCGGAGCUGAAUCACGGAUUAAAAGGUUGGACAAUAUUCGGCGAUGGGAAAGUCGAACAUCAAGAAUCCGAGGAUGGUAACAAAUACGUAGUUGUCUCCAACAGAAAUGGAACGUUCAAUUGUUUUACUCAGAAAUUUAAUUUGGAGAAGGAUAAACUUUACAUGUUCUCCGCUUGGUUACGGGUAAGCCAAGGGGAAGCUCACGUAGCUGCUAUGUUCAAAACACAAACUGGCUAUCAAAUUGCUGGAUGGACCAUGGCUCAAAAGGGUUGUUGGUCCAUGCUAAAGGGUGGCAUUGUUGUGAAUUCUUCUAGUCCUGCCUACCUCUAUUUUGAGACCGAAGAUACAUCAAUUGAUAUUAUGGUAGAUAGUAUUUCAUUACAACCAUUUACACACGAAGAGUGGAAGUCUCACCGAGAUCAAAACAUUGAGAAGAUUCGCAAGAGCAAGGUGAAAUUUCAAGCUGUUGAUAAACACGGCCAACCAUUAGCCAAUGCAACCAUCUCCAUCAAACAAAACCAAUGGCGUUUCCCCUUUGGUUGCGCGAUAAACCAGAAUAUCCUGUCAAAUACUGAUUACAAGAAUUGGUUCUUGCGCAGGUUUAAAUACACAGUAUUCGAGAACGAAAUGAAGUGGUAUGUCACUGAAAGUUCCCGUGGCCAGGUAAACUACCAUUCUGCCGAUGCCAUGCUCGAGCUUUCCAAAACACACAAUAUUCAAGUUCGAGGUCAUAAUGUUUUCUGGGAAGAUCCGCGAUACCAACCUAAUUGGAUAGGAGGAAUUUCAAAAAAUGACCUAUUGAAUGCUACGGAGCAACGGAUAAUUUCUAUAGUAAAUCGAUAUAUAGGACAGUUGAUCCAUUGGGAUGUUGUGAAUGAAAAUUUGCAUUUUUCGUACUAUGAGUCGAAGCUUGGGGGGACAGCAUCGACUUCUUUUUAUAAGAAGGCGAACGAGAUUGAUCCGAGCACAACUCCAUUUUUGAAUGACUAUAACACAAUCGAGGAUAGCAGAGAUGGUGCAGCCUCACCGGCUAUGUAUUUGCAGAAAAUUAAUCAACUUAGACGAGAAGGUUACAUGGGUCAUUUGGGAAUUGGAUUGGAGGGUCAUUUUCAAACUGCAAAUCUUCCUUACAUACGAGCUUCACUCGAUCAACUUACUUCAGCAAAACUGCCCAUUUGGAUUACUGAAUUGGAUGUUCAAUCCGGACCUAACCAGGCCAAAGACUUGGAGCAGAUUAUAAGGGAGGUUUAUGCACACGGGGGUGUAGAAGGAAUAAUAAUAUGGGCUGCAUGGAGUCCACAAGGAUGCUAUAGAAUGUGUUUAACAGACAACAAUUUCAAAAACUUAGAAACUGGAAACGUUGUUGACAAAAUCUUGUCUGAAAUUGGACUUGUUGAAGGUCUAAAUGGAACCACAGACUCUAAUGGUUACUUUGAAACUUCACUAUUUCAUGGGGUGUACGAAGUUCAGAUCAAUCAUCCAACAGCACUGUCAGAGUCUUACAAUGUAAAGAGGUUUAAUGUGGCGUCGAUGGACAGAAAUCUGAAGAGAACAACGCUAGUCAAAAUCCGUGCAUGA